This is a messenger RNA of Athene cunicularia (burrowing owl), 5051 nucleotides long. RefSeq names its product thrombospondin type 1 domain containing 7B (gene THSD7B). The record is from RefSeq and is a predicted model, not a curated record. NCBI's taxonomy places the organism in Eukaryota, Metazoa, Chordata, Aves, Strigiformes, Strigidae. The transcript has 27 exons. Bases 223 to 4890 code for a protein of 1555 amino acids.
UACCUCCUUUCCUUCCUCUGAUGUACUGCAAGUCUUGUCCUGCUGCCAAUACCACCACAAUAGAUUACAGCGCUUCUCUGAAUAGAGAUACUGAAAGUCAGUGACUCCAUUUUCUGACCGUCAUAGAUGGUAACUGCAAUGCUGAAGACACUGGGCGAGUCGCUCCUCCUCAGCUCUUCUGUGUGAGGGCCAAAGACGACAAGAGACUGAAUUAUCUGAAUUAUGCUUCUACAACAGAACUGGGUUUCUCCUCACUGGGCAUGGCAGAGCCUGGGGAAGUCCUUCCUUUUGUUUAUUUUCUUAAUGUUACGAACAGCUGAUUUGGAAGCCAGGAGAGGUCAUCAAUUUGUCUGGAAAACAGGUCACUGGGGCCGGUGUGUCGGUGACUGUGGCUCAGGGGGCGUCCGGAGUCGGGCUGUCUGGUGCACCCAUGUAGAGGGCUGGACAACAUACCACGCGAACUGCGACCAGAAGGACAAACCUGAAAGCCAGAGGAGGUGCUUUAAAGUCUGCGACUGGCACCUGGAGCUGUUCGAGUGGGAGGUUACGGGAUGGGAAAGGUGUGGGCUUGUUCCCUUUGCUGGCAGUGAGGUGGGAGCCGGGUCUUGCGUCACCGCGCAGCACGGACUGCAGCGCCGGAGCAUCCGCUGCCUCCAGAAGCUGAACAGAACCGUUGUCACCAACGAAAUAUGUGAGUAUUUCACGCCACAGCCGCCCGCUGAGCAAGCCUGCCUGGUGCCCUGCCCGCGGGACUGCGUUGUGUCCGAGUUCUCCAGCUGGUCUGAGUGUGGCACGGGCUGCGCCAAGAGCUUGCAGCACCGGACGCGGGCAGUCAUCGCUCCUCCUCUCUAUGGGGGUGCCCCCUGCCCAAAUCUGACAGAAUCCAGAGCCUGUGGCACUCCUGCCUGUCCUCUCGGGGAGGAGGAGCACACCUACAGCCUCCGAGUGGGGUCUUGGGGCGAAUGCCAGCUGCCCCAUCCUAAAGACGUCGGCCUGGCAGGGAGGACUAUGCAGGAUUUGGGUUUGGACUCUGGAGAGCAAAGCACGUCUGGACUUCAAGGCUAUAAACCCCACCACCGUCCCUGGGAGGUGGAGAUUGGUUACCAAACCAGGCAGGUCAGGUGUGUAAGGAGCGAUGGAAAAAACACAGCUCUGAGCCUCUGCAUGCAAGAUCCUGUCCCUUUGACCUUCAAGUCGUGUGUCAUCGCUAAAGACUGCGAGACGACGGAGUGGUCCGCGUGGAGCACCUGCUCGCGGACCUGUGGCUGGGGAGAGCUUGCCCCGGGCUUUCGGAGCCGGCGCCGUGGCGUGAGGAGUGUGGCAGUGGGCGCCGGGAAGCCAUGCCCAGAGCUGGAAGAGAGGGAAGCGUGCAGCAUGGGAGGAAAAGAGCUGUUGCAGCCUUGCCCCAGGUUUGCCUGGAGGACUUCUGAAUGGAAAGCUUGCCAAGUGUCUCUUCUUUACCAGGAGGACCCUCGCUACCAAAAGCACGUAGAUCUGUGUGGAGGUGGCAUACAAACCCGGGAGGUCUACUGUGUCCAAAUCACCGUGGAACUUGGGAUGCAUCGACUGAAGGAAGUUACUAGACCAGUUGAUGGGAAGCUAUGCCUGGGUCCUGCUCCAUCCACCUCCCAGCUGUGUAACGUGCCAUGCCCGGCCGAGUGCGUGGUGUCUGCCUGGUCGGCGUGGGGCCCCUGCCUUCACGAGAACUGCCAGGACCGCCACGGAAGAAGAGGCUUUAGAAUGAGACAAAGGCAGGUCAUUGUAGAUCCCGUAGGUGCCCUGGCAGAUUGUCCACAUUUAAUUGAAUCUAUUCCUUGUGAAGACCCGGUGUGUUACGAGUGGAUCGUUUCAGAAGGAAUAUGUGUGACUGACCAUGGAAAAUGUGGACCUGGAAACCGCAUCCUGAAAGCUGUAUGCAAGAACAAGAAAGGUGAAGAAGUAUCACAUCACCUCUGCUCAGAGCUUCCCCGUCCUGAAGUUGUAGCUUGUGAAAUCCCUUGUGCAACAGACUGUGUCCUCAGUGAGUGGUCUCCGUGGUCCCCAUGUUCCCACUCAUGCUCCAGUAAAAAUGCUGAGGGCAGGCAAAGCAGGAGUAGGUCCAUCUUGGCCCUUCCGGCUGAGGGUGGAAAAGCCUGUCCCCCUGACCAAGCCCUGCAGGAGCACCGUGCCUGUAAUGAUCACCCGUGUGCACAUUUUUUCUGGGAAACUUCUCCCUGGAGCCCUUGCUCUGAAGAUGUGCUGGUAACUGCGCUCAACGCGACCAUUAAUUGGAGCAGAGAAGCCACUUGUGGAGUGGGCAUACAGACAAGGAAAGUCUUCUGCAUGAAGAGCAGUUCUGGCCAGGUCACACCUAAACGAUGUCCAGAGUCCAUCAGACCUGAGACGGUGCGGCCAUGUCUCCUCCUCUGCAAGAAAGACUGUGUUGUUACACCUUUCAGCGAGUGGACUCGCUGCCCAACAACAUGUCAGUCUGGCAAUGCCACUGCAGUUAAGCAGUCCCGGUAUAGGAUUAUCAUUCAGGAUGCUGCCAAUGGGGGACAGGCAUGCCCAGAUACCUUGUAUGAGGAAAGAGAAUGUGAAGAUAUUCCCAUCUGUCCAGUGUACAGGUGGAAGACCCACCGCUGGAGUCACUGUGUGCUGGUGCCAGAUUCAGUGAGACAGGGGGUGCCGGGACACAAUGAGGCAUGUGGACGCGGCUUGCAGUCAAGGGCUGUUACGUGCUUGUCGGAGUAUGACGACUCUGCUGAUGUCGGUGACUGCAUGCGGUGGGCAGGAUCUAUGCCGUCUCUUGUACAGGAGUGUCUCAUUCCCUGCAAAGAUGACUGCACAUUUAGCCCCUGGUCUAAAUUUACAGCAUGCUCAUUUGACUGUGAAUCAACUAGAAGUAGGAGACGGUCACUCACAGGGCGAAGCAGAAAGCGAGACAAAUGCCAGAAUACCGAAGUUUAUCCUCAAGUUGAAACAGAGCUGUGCCCCUGUGAGGUGUUUACCUCCCAGCCCCAUGGAAAUUGGUCGGACUGCAUUAUCGGAGGAGGCACAUCUGAGCUGCAGUUGGGAACGCAAUCCCACAGAGAUGCCAAGGAGUGUGGCGACGGUGUACGGCUUCGAGCUAUUGCCUGUUAUGAUAAGACCGGCAGACUCGUGGAACCAUCUCGCUGUAGCAGUUCGGGUUACAUUGAAGAAUCUUGCACGGUCCCUUGCCCGUUUGAUUGCAAAUUAAGCGAUUGGUCCAGUUGGUCCCCUUGCAGCUCUUCUUGUGGACCGGGGGUGAAAGUCCGAUACAGGUGGCUUAAGGAGAAGCCUUACAAUGGAGGUCGUCCCUGCCCAAAGCUGGAUCUCAAGAAUCAGGUGUACGAGGCAGUCCCAUGCUACAGCGAGUGCAAUCAGUAUUCUUGGGUUGUAGAACCAUGGUCUCCGUGCAAAAUCAACAGUGAACAAAACUCCCUCCACUGUGGAGAAGGAAUACAAACGAGGAAAAUCAGGUGUGUGAGUACUGCUGAGGAGCACGGAGGGGAGACUGUACCCAGUGCACUGUGUAAUCAGGCUGAAAUCCCAGAUAUGAUGCAGAAGUGUAGCUUGUACUGUCCCAGUGAGUGUGCGCUGUCUGACUGGGGCCAGUGGAGCACGUGUCCGCAGGUAUGUGAUCCGAAUAUUAUGCAAACCCGAACUCGACAAGUGCUAAGGUCUUCUGUCAAUACAAAGCCCUGCCCUGAAGAUUCACAAAUGAAGCCAUGUAUUCUUAACCAGAAUUGCUUCCAAUAUCAGUACAAUCUAACAGGAACUAGGGAUCCUGAUGAAUCACAAAAAUCUCCCUUUCUUUCUUCCUCCGGGUCUCCUUCACCGUGUCCUGUCUUCUCCCCUCGCCUAGGCCAGAUGGUGCGUGGGCGCUCGGUGGUCCUGCGGGCAGCGGGCGAGGGCAGACCCUGCCCGGAGCAGCUCACCCAGCACAGGAGCUGCCCGGUGAAGCCCUGCUACAGCUGGCUGCUGGGCCCGUGGUCUCCCUGCAGACUCCAGGGUGGACAGUGUGGAGAUGGAUUGCAAGUCCGCAACCUCACGUGUGUAGUGCAUGAUGCAUCUGAUUCUGCUACAUCUAAACCAGUAGAAAAUGCAUUAUGUGGUGAGCUGCCAUCGAAAGAGAGUGUGCUGCAGUUACCAUGCUCUGUGCCUUGCCCAGGUGAUUGCCACCUGACAGAGUGGUCAGAGUGGAGCUCCUGCGAGCUCACCUGCAUCAAUGGCAGGAGCUUUGAGACAAUGGGGCGCCAGUCUCGAUCCAGGGCAUUUAUUGUCCAGUCUCCUGAGAACCAAGAGAGCUGCUCCGGACAAGCGAUGGAGACACGGCCUUGCUCAGGAGGGAAGUGUUAUGACUACCUGUGGAAAACCAGCCUUUGGCGAGACAAUGUACGCACAGUGUGGUGCCAACGCUCAGAUGGAAUAAAUGUCACAGGAGGGUGUGCUCUUCGGACGAAACCUGCAGACGUUCGGCACUGCAGCCCACCGUGCAGAAAGCCCUUCUCCUACUGCACGCAGAGAGGAGUCUGCGGUUGUGAGCGAGGAUAUACAGAAAUAAUGAGAUCAAAUGGUUUCCUGGAUUACUGCAUGAAGGUACCAGGUUUAGAAGAUAAGAAAGCUGAUGUUAAGACCAUUGCUGGAAAAAAUAAACCUGUCAACUCAAAAAUGCAUGACAUUUUCAAAGGAUGGUCUAUUCAACCUUUUAAUCCAGAUGGUAAACUGAAGAUGUGGGUAUAUGGAGUAUCAGCUGGCGGGUUCCUCAUCAUAGUUUUCCUGAUUUUUACAUCCUACCUGAUGUGCAAAAAAACAAAGCAGCAUCAAAGCACUCCUCCUCAGCAGAAGCCUCUAACCUUAGCCUAUGAUGGAGACAUUGAUAUGUAACAUAAAAAAGAAAUCCAAAUGUAGACAUCGACUGCCUUAACUGCUUUCUUUUUUGGAACUCUCCGACUUCUCAGUUUUUUGAGGAAUCUUCUGAUGUGUAAUAUACCAGGCAGAACAGAAGUAUUGCAAGCUUAAAAUUUUGCCACUUUAUUAAAAAAAAA